AUGCUCACUCUCCUCCCUGACAAUUUCAUGCUCGAGGAAGUGACAUCAAAUGACUUGAUCAUUGCGUCUCUUGCCUGGGGCUUCACCCUGGGCAUCGGCUGGCUGACGGCAUGGUCAGCCAUCCAGCAGACCACCAGUGCCUACCGCCGACGCGGGUUCGCUCUGCUACGUAAUCCAUACAUCUGGAUGAUCUGGGGCGAGAUAGCCGUUUGUCUUGGGUUUGGCAUCAUCUGCUUCAUGUACAUUUUGGGGGUAGUUCCGCCUAGCUUCGCCUUCUACUUUUGCAUCCUUACUUUGUGGGCGCUGCAGGUUCAGUUUCUCCUACAAAUUAUUGUCAACCGAUGUGCAAUCCUUAUGCACGACCGGACUUUCGUCUGGCGACUCAAAUAUGGCGUCGCAGCUUUCAUCACGGCCAUCAACAUUUCCGUCUACUGUAUCUGGAUUCCUGCCCGAUUACAAAUUUCCGACUCGUACAUACACAUCAACGAGAUAUGGGAUCGCUGUGAAAAGGUCAUCUACCUCCUCGUUGACGCUGCUCUCAACUUUCUCUUCAUCCGCAUCGUCAGACGAAAUUUGGUAGAAUUGGGACUCAGCAAGUACGACAAUCUGGUCAAGUUCAACAUGUUCAUCAUUGUGUUCUCUCUGAGCAUGGAUGUUCUCAUUGUCGCCAUGAUGAGCUUGGACAACACCUUUGUGUACAUGCAGUUUCACCCGCUCGCUUACAUCGUCAAACUCAAUAUCGAAAUGUCAAUGGCCAGUCUCAUCGCCAAGAUUGCUCGACAAUCGGGGCAUGCUCACGGAUCCGACUACAAUACCGCAUCUAGAUCCCGCGGAACCCGAGCUGGCGAGACAACUUUGGCUAACAAAACUCAAGAUGGAGAACGCCCCAGAUCGAAGGCCUGGCCGACUGUUACUACCACUGUGGAAAUGCACGUCAUGGAUGCAAAAGCGGCUCCGGGAACAAAGGCACCACAUGGGUUCAAUCAUAACGACACCGACAUGCUACUCGAUGAAGCACCCUAUUCUGUACAAAUUCAGGGCGCCUAUGCCGACUCGUCCGGGGUUUCUAGACAGGGCGUAGAGGGUUCGGUUAGCAGUCGUGGCUCCAAUGGUUUGGAUCCUGUGCCGUAA
Ilyonectria robusta is the source of this 1131-nucleotide messenger RNA. RefSeq lists its product as uncharacterized. Bases 1 to 1131 code for a protein of 376 amino acids. The transcript has 5 exons. The record is from RefSeq and is a predicted model, not a curated record. NCBI's taxonomy places the organism in Eukaryota, Fungi, Ascomycota, Sordariomycetes, Hypocreales, Nectriaceae.